Molecule: messenger RNA, 1200 nt
Organism: Penicillium manginii
Lineage: Eukaryota; Fungi; Ascomycota; Eurotiomycetes; Eurotiales; Aspergillaceae
Product: FAD-dependent oxidoreductase
Exons: 1
Coding region: 1-1200 (399 amino acids)
Molecular function (GO): FAD binding
Source: RefSeq, a predicted model, not a curated record
AUGUCACUUCCAGUUCUGAUCAACGGUGCUGGCUUGGGCGGAGUAUGCCUUGCUCAGGCCCUCAAGAAAAACAACAUCCCUUUCAAAUUAUUCGAGCGAAACGGCCAAAGCAAUGUUCGCGCUCAAGGCUAUCGUCUAAGAAUUACCUCUUCCGGCGUCGAAGCUUUGGACAAAGCUCUCACGCCCGAAGUUUUCACGCUAUUUGAGAAGACAUGUGCCGACGCGCCAAAGCUCGGCGUGAGGGUCAAGCCCGAUGGAUCGACUGCACCAUUCGCGGCUCCACCAGGAGGACCUGGAGGGAGAGCUUAUACGGUUGAUCGCAGUGUAUUUCGCGACACACUACUCACAGGGCUCGAAGGAAAUGUCUUUUUCGACAAGAACCUUGAGCAAUACACUGUCCACGAGGACAAAGUCACAGUCUCGUUUUCCGACGGAACUACAGAAGACGGCGCACUCUUGGUUGGUGCAGACGGUGUCAGAUCGAGUGUACGCAGACAACAUAUCCCCAAUUUCAGGGGCCUUGACACCGGCAUGCGCAUAAUAUUCGGAAAGACGCCCCUUACUCCAGAGUUCUUAGCGAAGUUGCCAGAGGAAUAUCGCGAUGGAAUGAGUCUGGUCACAAACGAAGAUGACAAUUCUCAGCCCGUUCUGAUGUUCGAAUCGAUCCAAUUUCCCCACGCCGAGGAAGUUUCAACCGUUAAUAUCCCGGCUCCAUAUAUGUAUUGGGUUCUGGUCGUGCAUCGCUCAAAGAUCUCAUCCUCCGACCAAGAUUCGUGGCAUCUCUCUGCUUCCGAAGCAGCCAAUCUUGUCGACCAGCUGACAAGCUCUUGGAAUCCACAUAUUCGCACUAUAUUCGGAAUGUCAGAUAUAAAUCAAACAUCCAUUCACUCUAUUUUGUCUGCAGGACCGGAAAUUGACGGAUGGAGACCAUCUGCCCGAGUUACCCUACUGGGUGACGCGGCUCAUGUGAUGCCACCCACCGGAGCGAUGGGUGCUAAUACGGCAUUGCGAGAUGCGGCAGAUCUAGCGCAGCGGAUAGUUGCGGUUGGAGGUGUGCAGAGCGUGGAUGAGGCAAUGAUCGGAUCUUAUGAAGCGGACUUGAGAGACUUUGCCAAAACGGCUAUAGAAUUGAGUUGGAGAGGCGGUUUGAAGAGCUUUGGCCUGAAACCUGUGGAGGAAUGUGAACCAAUUUCUAUGUGA